Molecule: messenger RNA, 2293 nt
Organism: Lepisosteus oculatus (spotted gar)
Lineage: Eukaryota; Metazoa; Chordata; Actinopteri; Semionotiformes; Lepisosteidae
Source: RefSeq, a predicted model, not a curated record
AGAGUUUCAGUCAGUCCCAGCAGGUUCAGAUGGGCAUCCAGUGUUCGAGAGCUUCUCGUGGCCUCUGUCCUGCAGCACAGCGUGAACACCAGCCUGCUGACUGAGAAGUGUCUCCUCUUCGAACCCUGAGCCUGGUGCUGUUCUGUGUCCUGGUGUGUCUCGCUCUUGCUGUCGGCCGCAGGGUCCGGCCAGCCUGAUGGCUCAGCCUCUGCUCUGGUCUCCCCUGCUGGUCCUCCUCAUGUCCGGAGCGUCGGCACAGGACAGCCCCCGGGUCGUCUCUCCGCAGAACUGCACGCUGGACUGUGUCAUCCAGGGGGAGCCGACCUGUGAGUUCUGCCGGGUCAGCAGAGAGGAGCUGGAGCUGCAGCUGGGGGUCAGCCUGCCCGGGAUAUUUGGGAGCUGUGUUCCUCUGCCCUGUCACUCACUCCUGGGGCUGCACUCUCCCGCUGCCUGCCAGCACUACGUACACGCCCCCCACAACAUCACCGUGGAGUUCAUGCCCGACCGAGACCCCGCGCAAGACAUCGUCACCGUCUCCUGGAUGCCCAGCCAAUACGGGAUUGCCUUCCUCCGUGGGUUCCAAGUCUCCAUUCGGACCCUGGGCGGGGCACUAGUGGGCUGCCAGCUCUUCCUUUUCCAGCGCAAUCUCUCUCUGGAGGUCACGGACACCCAAAGGCAGUGUGUGUGUGAAGGUCUGAUGGUCAUGCAGGUUUAUCGGUCGGACCCGUUCCCAAACCUGGGCCUGCGAUCUCAGUACAUCGUGACAGUGAUGGCGCUGCCCGUGCCAGAGCAGUGGGACAACUUCCACCACAGCCAGAUCUUCAGCACCCGCACGUGCGCUGAGAAGAUUGGAUUAGAGCAGUGCCACAGGGACUGGUACCCCAGAGACAUCACAGUAACCCAAGAGGGCAAUGACAUCAUCGUGACCUUUAACCUGGCUCCCCCCAGCCUGGGCAUCAACCGCUACUUCUCCUGGUGCUCCAGAGGCGGGACGAGGAACUACACAGAGAUUGAGGUGAACUCCUUGGAGAACCAGACACACCACAGCUUCCAUCUGAGGGGCCUGGACCCAGGGGCCAAGUACUCGUGUGAGAUGGCUGCAGACAUGUCAGACGCCGUUCGGAAACGUUUUGCCUUCCAGGUUGGACACGUUCAACAAGAGUCCUCCCCUGCCACCCCCAGCUCGGAGUCCCUCUUCCUGGUGCUGCUGCCCGUUUCCGCGGUGAUUGCCCUGACCGGGAGCCUGGUGGUGCUCAUCGACAGGCGGACGAGGAAGAGGAGGGUGAGGAAGAAAGCAGGUGUGCUGGCGGAGUGUGUCGGGAGUGAUCGAGCCGGCGGGAUCACUCCCAGCCCCCUGCCCUGUCCACGCUGCCCCCCACAGCUCCUCAUGUGCUACUCCAGCGCUGACGGCCCCGCCCACAUCAACGCUGUCGUGCGAUUGGCUGCCUUCCUUCAGCAGCACAUGGCCAUUCAGGUGCACCUGGACCUCUGGGAGUCCCUGCGCCUGGCCGAGGAGGGCGUGAUGAGCUGGCACUGCCGGGGCGUGCAGGAAAGCGACUUCGUGCUGGUGGUGUGCUCCCAGGGGCUCGGCCAGCUCCUGCAGGGGCGCGAGGAGGAGGAGGAGGAGGAGGAGGGAGUGUGGAAAGGGGACGUGUCGACUGCGGUCGUGUCUUUAAUCGGAGAGGAGAUCGGGCGCGCCAGCCUGCGAGGGCAGAGCCUGUCCAAGUACAUCAGCGCCACCUUCGAGCAUUCCCGGGAAUUGGACAUCCCGGGCGUCCUCAGGCUAGCUUCCCACUACCUCCUCCCGAGAGACCUGCCCCUGCUCUUCUCCCACCUGCACGGCGUGGAGCUCUGCGGCCCUGGCCAGCGGCUGCACGUGCAGCACGUCUCGGAAGAGGGGUACCUCACAGUGCCCGCUGGGGCCGCGCUGUGCCAGGCCAUCGCUGAGGCUGGGGGGGUGCAGGCGGCGGCGGGACACACCCCGGACAGGAGGCUCUAGCUCUGCACUGCACAGGCAGCAUCAGGGAGGCAGCCUGCAGGACCUGGCUAGACUUCUCCAGGACAGAAACCCACAAAGAACAUCUUCCCAACGCCAGAAACAACCCAACUGGUUUCUACAAAACCAAACCAGCUCUCUGUGAACAGCUCAGGAUCUCCAAGAGCACUGUGCUCAGCCUGGUGCCACAAUCCCCAGGAGCAGAGCUCUGAGUAUUGCACCAGCUGGGAGAAACACUACAGUAUCCAAGAGACGGAGGGAUACCCUGUUAGGAGGAAGAAGUAAAGGUUGAUUCCA